AUUUGUUUGGCGUUUUAUUUGGCACCAAUUGGUUAAUUUUUGUUAUUCAAGGAUAUUAGGUAAUUGAAUCCUUGUGUAUUUCGAUACUAUUCAAGGUUUAAUCUAUGAAUGCUACUAUAUGAUACAAUACAAGUGAUACCUAUCCAGAGUGCUACUAAAGAGUGAAUCUACAACGAGAAAUUAGUAAAAAUAUUAUGUCUCCGAGAUUAAGAAAAUAUCGUGUAAUGGAUACAUCUGUUAUUAUCACAAGAAAAAGAUCAAAAAUACUUAAUUCGAUAAAUAAGAAUUCAAACUCUUUACAAGACGCUAAGCAGAAAAUAGAAAAUCAAAAGGAAAGUAAGGCAAUACAAGAUAAACGAGCAAAACUUAAAAAAUCUUUGAAUAUACAAUUUUCAAAAAAGAACAAGCAAUCGGAAAGACCGAAAACAAAUAAUACUUCUAAUAAAUUUACAACGAUAAAAAAUCCUAUCCCAAAAGCAAAUAAAGUUAUAUAUGAUGAUAUUCUAAGUGAUAUUGAUAACACAUCAUGUGAACUAAUUAAUGAUUCAUUUAUCGAUUUGAACAUAAAUAAUGAACAAAAAAGCAAAUAUGACAUAUCAUUGAAUGAAACUAUUACUCCUAAAAGUAGCCCCAUUUCGAUAACUUUAACACCUCAAAGAACAACCAAAACACCAAGAAAAUCACCAUUGCCUUUAACUUCUCCAAAAACACAUUCUGAAAUUCCUCUUAGAAUAUCAAAAACACCUAGAAAGCUGAUGCUUUCUGUUAAUUCUGCGACUAAACUUAAUAAUUGUGAAAAAUCUUUACGAAACAGGAAGAAUAUAAAUAACAGUUUAUUAAAUAAUAUUUCAAUGAAUAAUGUUAAAAUAAGGCUAAAUAAAUUAAAGACAAGUUAUACAUCUACUGAAAAUUUAACAAGAUUAGCAAAAUCUUCAAACAUGGUGUUAAAAUCGCCAGACAUAAAGUCAAAAUCAUUGAAAAUGAAAUCUAAUGAAAAAAAUGAGAAGUUCACUGUAACAACAGUGAAAGAAUCCCCAAAUAAGGAUAUAUCAACAAAAAUUUCUACUAGAUCCAAAAAAGAUAAUAUAGAACAGAAGUCAUUGUCAAGUGAAACAAGUGACUUAGAACUAACUUUGACAAAUGUAAAUAAUCUAUCAACUUUGUAUAGAGAAAUAAUAUCAAAAAAAGCAAUGGUGAUACUUGAAAGAAUUCCAUUACUGGAUGACUUAAGUCUAUUACUAAAGUCUCAAAAUAAUCCAAUGAAUAGUACAUUUGAUGUAAAACAUGUGCAACAACAAUUAUGUAAAGAUCCAGAUUCUCUAAAAAAUUCAAUUUUAUUAAAUAUAUUAUCAAAGAACAAUGAAGCAUUAAAUAAUACAUAUUCUUUAAAUUUAAGAUCUACUUCACAAAUAAAGCUUAAAUCACAUUUAAAUGAUGAUAUAUUGCUUCAUUUGUCACCAAAAGCAACAAGUAGUCCUGUUAUUGAUGACAAAAUGCAUGAAAGUUCUAUUCAUCUAGAUUCUAUCAAUAAAGUAAAUAAAUCAUUUAACAACAGAAAAAAUAAUACUAUAAAUAUUAAUGAUAAGGAAAUAAAAGCAGAUGAGACAUAUGAACUCCUCGAACCAAAAACUCCACACUUACAACGACAAUGUAGAAAACGUAGAGCAGUAGAAUUAGAUAUGAAUGAUAAAAGAAAUGUAAAAAGAGCAUGUAAAGUUCGUUUUGCUGCUUCAGAAUCUCGUAUUAAUAAAUCACAGACAACAUUAUUGGAAAGUAAGAGUACUAGACUAAAUACUUCGAUUUCUUUAUGCAAAACAAAACAUGUUAGUAAUAUAACAGUUAGAAAAACUCCAGUUAUAAGACAUAUUUCUCAUAUGAGAUCAAGUUCUGUGUCCAAUGCUUUAGCAAAUAAAACCAUAUCAGACUCUGAAUUUAAGAGAAGGUCUAGCUCUAUGUCUAACAUUAAUAGAACAUUUUAUAAUAAUAGUAGAAAAAUGGACAAGACACUCUCUUCUACAUUAAACAAAACAAAACAUAUUGGAAGUCAAGAAAAAAAAGAUGUCAAAAUACAUAGUGCCAAAAAAAUUCCAAAUUUUUCUGAAAUUCACAAAAAACUGUUUUCUAAAAUGGAAUCUCUUGUCGAUAAUAAAAAUCGCCUGAUAAAACAACAUGAAGCAUUAAAAACAUUCAAUGUUUCAAGAUUAGAAACAAAAGAUAUAAAGAAACCUUUGCCAACUGAAAUAAAACGUGAUGGCUACACUAAAUUUGGUUUUAAGAUAAGAAAAGCUGAUGCUACCAAUAUUAUUUUAAGAAAGCAACAAAUAAAUCGACAAAAAGAAAAACGAGAAGAAAAUAGAGUACUAUUAAAAGGUGUAAGAACAAAUAGGCGAUUUGAACUUCAAAUGAAAAUGCGUAAACUAUCUGACUAAGUUUAUAGAUAUUUUUUUAUAUUACUUAAUAUAGAUUAUUAUUAAGUAAGGAAUAAUAAGUAAUUGGUUAGAGUUCUACUUUUUAUUAUAAUUUUGUAAACAGUAAUACGACGAUUAUUUUAUUUUGCAUUGUUUACUCAAUAUUUAAAAAUAUAUAUAUCAAACUAACAUUUUUAAUUGAAAAAAAAAUGAAACAUAGAUUAUUUUAAAUAUAUCAUAGUUUAUAAAAAAAUUCUACUAUUAUAGUAUUAUUUUCGAUGUCUUGAAAAGACCUUAGAGUAUUGUAUUCUUUAUAUGAAUAUAUACAAAUAUUUAAUAAUUUUACUAAUUUCAGUUUACACAGUAAUUUUUUAAUUUGAUUAUACCUAUUCAUACUAUACUUAUUCAUUUGUUGUAUGUUAUUGUAUAAUAAGAACAGUAAAAAUAAGAGUAA
Molecule: messenger RNA, 2862 nt
Organism: Vespula pensylvanica (western yellowjacket)
Lineage: Eukaryota; Metazoa; Arthropoda; Insecta; Hymenoptera; Vespidae
Product: probable myosin light chain kinase DDB_G0279831
Exons: 6
Coding region: 195-2429 (744 amino acids)
Source: RefSeq, a predicted model, not a curated record